AUGAAUUCCAUCCGCCAGAUCCAGGCGCUGAAUCAGCGCGAACUUGAGAAUGCAGUACCGCCUGAAGCUUCAUGGCAUGCCGACUACCGCGAUACCGCCUGGAUCUACAUCGGAGGUCUUCCGUAUGACCUCUCGGAGGGCGACAUCGUGACAAUUUUUUCGCAAUUCGGCGAACCCGUCCAUGUUAAUCUGGUCCGCGACAAAGAAACAGGCAAGAGUAGGGGCUUCGCAUUUCUCAAGUACGAAGAUCAGCGCAGCACGGAUCUCGCAGUCGACAACCUCUGUGGUGCGACAGUGUUGGGGCGGAUGCUGCGGGUUGAUCAUGUCAGAUACAAGAUGCGCGAGGACGAGGAAGAGAAUAACGUGGCCGUGAUGAUGGGACAAGGCGCAGAGGAAUCCAGAAGAGAUGACGACACCGACACCGAGCGCAGGGAGCGAAGGCAUCGCAGAUCAAGAAGACACAGUGAUGACACCGAUGUGGAGGAUCAUGAACGUGAACGGCCCAUGCUUAAAGAGGAGAAGGAGCUCGAAGAGCUGAUGCGGGACCACGACGAAGAAGAUCCCAUGAAAGAAUAUUUGAUCCAAGAGAAAAAGGAGGAAGUUGCUCGAGCACUGGAGAAACUGAAGAGCCGCAGCAGCAAGAAAUCUUCGUACAGGCGAGAUGACAGUCGUGAGCGAUCUCAUCGACACCGUCAUCGGCAUCACCACCGUCGCAGACACAGCGAGGACCGGUCUCGCUCUCGCUCUCGCGAGAGAUCACGUCGAGACAGAGAUACGUCGCCUUCUCACGAGAAGCCACUCAGAGAAAGAUCAUCAUCUCGGCAGAGAACGUCAUAUAAGGACAGGUCUCGCUCUCGCUCUCGAGAGAGACCACGUCGAGACAGAGAUACGUCUCCCUCUUACGAGAAACCACUAAGAGAAAGGUCAUCAUCUCGGCAGAGGACAUCACAUAGGGACAGGUCUCGCUCCCGAGACAGAUACUACAGAGACAGAUCGCGGACGAGGUCAUUAUCUCCCGAUUACAGACGAGAGAGGCAUAGAAGGGACCGUGACAGAUGA
Messenger RNA from Rasamsonia emersonii CBS 393.64, 1059 nucleotides. Its product is annotated as RNA binding domain protein. Bases 1 to 1059 code for a protein of 352 amino acids. Gene Ontology annotation, molecular function: RNA binding. Gene Ontology annotation, cellular component: catalytic step 2 spliceosome; precatalytic spliceosome; U2 snRNP. Lineage: Eukaryota; Fungi; Ascomycota; Eurotiomycetes; Eurotiales; Trichocomaceae. The record is from RefSeq and is a predicted model, not a curated record. Gene Ontology annotation, biological process: mRNA splicing, via spliceosome. The transcript has 2 exons.